Molecule: messenger RNA, 1665 nt
Organism: Lotus japonicus
Lineage: Eukaryota; Viridiplantae; Streptophyta; Magnoliopsida; Fabales; Fabaceae
Exons: 12
Coding region: 195-1418 (407 amino acids)
Molecular function (GO): kinase activity
Source: RefSeq, a predicted model, not a curated record
AAAUUACAUGAAUAAAUUAAAAAAUGCAAGUGAGUCCUCGGAGAACGUAGAGGGCGGGGCGGAAUUUGAGAAGUCAACUGAAGCAUAUCGCAUCGCAACAACAACGCAAAUGAGGUGAUGGAAGGAGUGGACACCACAACACUACAAAACCACACAGUCAGUCACACAUACACAACAAGUAGUUACACAAAAAAAUGAAAUCAUCAUCGCUUUCUUCUUCUUCCUCCUCAAAUUCAAAUAGCCACAGCUCCUCCUUCCAGUUCCACUCACCCUCGCCCUCCAGAUUUGCAGAAUCAAAUUCAAAACUAACAAUGUCUUCCGAUUCCGCUCUUCCUCUCCCCGAUAAUCCAAUCAUCGUGGGAUUUGGUGGGCUUGGUGUGGAUAUUUUGGCAGCGGUGCCAUCAUUUCCCAAACCGGAUUCUAAAAUCAGGACCACUCAGCUCAAGGUCCAAGGAGGAGGAAACACUGGAAAUGCUAUGACUUGUGCUGCUCGUUUGGGCUUAAAGCCAAGGAUAAUUUCUAAGGUUGCAAAUGACAUUCAAGGUAAGGGUCUGCUGGAAGAGCUAGAGGCUGAGGGGGUGGAUAAGUCUUUGGUUGUGGUCUCACAGGAAGGGACUACACCAUUUAGUUACAUUAUUGUUGACAGCCAGACGAAAACACGCACUUGUAUAUUCACUCCAGGAUAUCCUCCAAUGGUACCAGAAGAUCUUCCACGAGCAAGUUUGUUAGCUGCAUUGGAUGGAGCUAGAGUGGCCUAUUUUGAUGCAAGGAUGACUCAAACUGCUCUUGUCAUUGCUCAAGAGGCAUUUCGCCAGAAUAUAUCUAUCUUAGUCGAUGCUGAAAGGCCAAGGGAAGGGUUGAAUGACCUCCUGGAAUUGGCUGAUUAUGUUGUAUGCUCAGAGAAAUUUCCAGAGGCCUGGACAGGGGCAUCAUCUAUUCCAAGAGCACUAGUAUCAAUUAUUUUAAGGCUGCCAAGGGUUAAAUUUGUCAUUGCAACUUUGGGAGAAAAUGGCUGUAUAAUGCUUGAGAAAUGUAUAGAUGCAGAGGGUUCUAUCUUAGAAGAAAUGGAUCUGGACAGCUCUUUGAAAUCAUUAACAAUGAGAAAGGAUGGCAGCAUAGCCAUGCCAACUUGCGUUGCCUCGUCUGUUACAAAAUUUAGAGCAGAAGGGAUAGGAUGUGUGUGUGGGAGGUUGUAUAUUGGGACAGCCGAAAAGAUUCCGCCAUCAGAGCUUAUUGAUACAACUGGUGCCGGGGAUGCAUUUAUCGGAGCUGUUUUAUAUGCAAUCUGUGCCAACUUCUCACCAGAGAAAAUGUUGCCAUUUGCUUCUUAUGUGGCAGCUGCCAAAUGUAGAGCUCUUGGUGCUAGGACUGGUCUUCCAUACAGCACUGAGCCAUACCUGGUAUCCUUUGCUAAGUAGAGCUCCAAUCUGGUCAUGGAAAUAGUCAGCAUAGUAUGCAAGAUACAAGGCUCAAGCAGCAUACAAAUUAUGCACUUACAGUUACAUUUCACUUUAUGACCUAUCAUUUAGCUCAAAUGCUUGAAAGUUUUAAUGUAAUAAACUUGUGUCAUAUGCUAAAGCAUCUAAUUUUGGUAAUGGUUGAUUUAUGGUUUUUUUUUUACAUGAUUGUGUAAGUUCUAUUAGAAGUACUAUUUUUAAUUUAAAA